GGGUGAUAGUAGCGUCAUCUUUGGUGACACUGUUGGAGAUAUUUUUAGAAGCCCUUGCUUCUUUGUCCGCGUCGCUGUAGGCAACAAUUUAAAAAUACAACUGUGUAAGGUCAUGUCAGAGUAAGCCAAGCCUCACAAUGUCUGGCGCUGCUAGCACCGAGAAGCCGAUAUCCGAAGCGAACUCUCCUGGUGUUUCCACGUCACACCCGAAGUGGAAUGCUCUGGAGUUUCAGUGCUCCAUUUGCUACGAGCUUCUUCUGAACCCCGUUGUCGGAAGUUGUGGCCAUGAUUUCUGCAAGCACUGCAUCGAGGAGUGGAAGGUGUCUCGGCAGUUGAUAGGGCAGGCGGUGCUUUGCCCCAUAUGCCGAGCCGUGCUGCUUCCGUCCGCCGACCAGUCGUUUGGUGUCUGCAUCCGCUUAAGGGAAACAAUUGAGAAGCUCUUCCCGGAGCAAGUAGCCGCGCGACGUCGGCAGACUGGCCUCGGAGCAAAGGUCCGCAAGUGCUCAGACGACAGCUGCCCCACCGCCUUUUCGCUCUCAUCCUCUUCCUCUUCCGAAAGCUCAAGCUCCGCCACCACCACAUCAUCAUCUGCCGACACCAGCGCCACCGCUGCCACCAAUGCGACCCACAGCAGCGACGUACUCGCCGCCGGCGGCGCCGCCACCACCACCACUCCCACCACUGGCGGGGCUCCGGGCCCUCCCGCCUCCGCCAGCUCCUUCCGACACGUCGCCUUGCUGGAUCUAGAUCUCCUUUCCCGUGCCGCAGAGCAGUACCGCGAGCUGUCUAUGUUGGUAUCCGCCAUCACUGCCGUACCGGCGCCGCCCGACACUGUCGUACAGGCUUUCACGCAGGCGGCCGCCUCAAUGGCGGAUCGGGCAGCGGCGGCGGCAUCCGCGAGCGGUGGCGGCGGCGGCGGCGGGGGCCAUGUGGCGGCUCCGCUGCCGCCACAGCAGGCGGCGGAACUGGCGCGACUAUUCCUGUCUUCAGGCUCUGCGCUUACAUCCACUGCGGCUGCCAUGCACCACCACCCGCAUCAUCAGCAACAAUCGCAACAGCACUAUCCGUACUACUACCAGCAGCAGCAGCAGCAGCUUGGUCAGAGCGCCUUCUUCCCUGGCCCCUUCUACGGCCAUCCGUACCAGCCGCAAUCCCAGCAUCAACAUGCCUAUCCACCGCAGCCGCAACUGGGACAUGCAAUACAUCCAGGGACCGCGGCACAGCCGUACUUCUACUCCUACCCGCGGCAGGACUCGUCUGUAGCUAAUGCUGCUGAGUCAGCGGCGGCGGCGGCCGCUGCCGCCGCCAGCACGGCUGCGGCGGUUGCAUCCAUGUCGGCACCCGACGCUGAAGCCUCCGUCGCCAUGGCGGCUCAGCUGGCGGCGACGUCAGCGGCGGCGGCGCCAGGUCCGGGUGUCGUACAAGUAAACGGGAGCGCUGGCGGCGGCAACGGUAGCUUCCUGGAGGCGGCGCUGACGCUGCUGACGUCAGCGGCGGCGACGUCAACAGCGGCCGGCCAGCUACGAACCCUGGUUUCUGCAUUGCACCAUGAGCAGCAGCAGGCAGCGGCGGAGGGUGGCGCCGGCGGGGCGACCCAUGGGUCAGCGGAGGGUGCCGUUUCCAUGGCGGCAGCGUCGGAGGCUGCGGACGACGCGCUUCGUACGACUGCAAACACCGUACAGCAGCUGACGGCGGAGGCAGCAGCGCUCAACGGCUACCUCAGAAUACAUCACCAGCAGCAGCUUCAAGCGCACAUGCAGGCCGCGGCGCACGCUCAACAGCUCUUCCACAUGCAAGCGCAAGCGCAGGCCCAUGCGGCUCAACAGGCGCAUUACCUGGGCGGGUAUCUCUUGUCGACUGCGACGUCACAAUAUCAGGCCCAAUUGCCGCAGCAACCCCAGCAGCAGCAACCGCAACAGCCGCAGCAGCUACUGCUGGUGUCUCAACCCCAGGUCCAAACAACACAGCAACUGGUGCUAAGCUGGGGAUCAGCAACCACAACCACCACAACCGCCGCCGCCGCUGCUGCUGGCGCCGCCAGCGUGCCCUUCUUCCUCGUGAACGGCCCACAGAUGCAACAAGUUGGGUUAAAUCCGACGCCAGUCGGAGACGCUUCCGCUUCUGUUUCCGCGGCGUACAACACGGUAACGCCAGGCCCCUUGCCGUACGUCGCUGCUGUCAUGCCGCAACAGCCGCAGUCGAUGUACUUGGCCGCAGCCGCGCCUGCGGCGGCCUGGUUGCCUGCCACUGCCGGCACGGUCACGACGCAGGAACCAGAUACAGCAAGCGCGGCGACGGCUGCUGUGCCCACAGCUAUGGUGACGGAUGGCGGCGGCGAGGGCCCUUGGACUAGCCUGCCUGCCACCGCCGCCGCUGCUGCUGCCACUGGUGUUGCUGCCGCUGUUCACGGCCAGCAGCAGCAACAGCUGUGCAGCCACCUGGCCCCCUCUUAGCCGCCGGUCCGACCCAUGGGUCAUGUUUCUUACUACCCGUACGCGCAAGUUGCAGUUGCUGGGAUCGAAGGCGGUGCCGCCGGCGGGGCUCCGUCCGGCCUUUCGCUUUCCACUUCACACCUGGCGCCGCGGUCACCGCCACCGCCUCGGCAAGCCGGGGACCAGCAGUCUAGGUUUGCUGUAGCUGUAGCUCUUUCUUUGGGAGGUUAACAAACAACCUAGUAUUGCUUGUCAUCGGCUGCCAGAAACGGAGUCAGUGCAAGGGGUAAGUAUUGGAGGGAGUGGAGUGUUUUGCUGAGGUGCUAGGGGACUUCCGAUUUCAUGAAUAUCGUGCACGGUGCGUAAGGUACCAAAGAGGGGGCGUGUUGGUGUGCCUCCGGUAUCCAUCGUUUGUUUCGAAGUGAGAGGCGCGCUCAAGAGGACUACAGGAGGGAAGGAGGGAGGGAGGGAGUGUCUGUAAGUGUUGGGAGCUGCUUGAUAGCUGUGGCGGUUUUUGGUGUGUGUGUGAUACGAUACACAAGGUAGCGCGAGCGCUGUGUUGGGAUUUACAGGCGGAUAGCUAUACUGCAGCGUAGCAGCCGCAAAAGGCUGGAGCGCCGUGUGCUUCUUGUCUCCCUGAUAUAGUGCGUUUAUCUUUCCAGAGAAUUGCCGGGCCGGUUCAGUGCUUUGAAUGAUCGCAAAUAAGUAGCAUGCGAGUGUGUGUGCUAUGGAAAGAGGGCACCGUGCCCGUUUCCGGAGUAGGUGGGGGCAAUGGAGCCGCUGUCUCCCCUGUCCUGAUGUGCUUUAGACGAGCUUCAUUUGGUUGGAUGCUGGUCCAGAUUUCAUUGGGGUGUCCCCUGCUGAGGGGACGAUGUCGCCUGACAGGGAUGUCGCCUGCUUAGGAAACGUUGCAGGAGUGCGAAUUGCUGGAGGGAAGGCUGCAGGAAUGGCCGUUGCCUGCUGCUUAGAGGAGCGUGUAGGAUUACUGGGCGCCUGCUUAAGCGCCGAUAGGAAUGCGAAACGCCGUCGUUUAAUAUCGCUACAUGCAAGCCGUAUAGAGCGACUUUAAUGCCUUCGCCAACGGGUCAAGCGUCCUUACAUCAUUUGGUUGACAUUUCGACAAGCCAAUUGAUGACGUUUGACGAAACGCGGAGUUGGGCUGGCUAGCGGGUUAGGGUUAUGUGGCUUGGCAGGGUUCAGGGGGUUGCAGGGAGCUCAGACGUAAGCUGUAAAGGGGCAAGAUACAUGCGUCGUGCACCUCUUGUAGUAUUCAACUGUACAAUGCCUGGGGGUCGGAUUUUGUUUAGCGUGUUCCUGCUGCUGGGCCGGUCUGUUGGCCGGUCUAUUGGCCGGUAGUGCCAUGGACAUCAUUUCGUUCAAAGAGAGAUCCGAGGCUUGGCCGGCAGCAAGGAGGAAGAGAGAGAUGUAGAGAGCAGCACUGCCUGCCUGCUAAUGAGGUGUCCAGUUGCGCCCGGUUGACUGGGAGUGCUUCUGGAGGGGGAUAUCCUGAACGAACAGCAGCGUCGGCAAGGCGUCGUCCGGAGGGAGCGAGGGUGUGUGGAGGGUGGUAAAAAUAAAGAAAAACUGACAGCUAGGUUGGUGUCUGCUGGCCUGUAGGGAAGAGGGCUAGGGGCGGCCGGAGUGUGUGUUAAAGUAACUGGCCGUGUGGGUAUCGUACGGAAAUGGCAUGCUGUGCGUGGCAUGCUGGUUUGUGUGCGGAAAGCGUGAAAGAGAGUGGAGGUGGGCUGUCGUCAAGUUGUCUGGUUGCGUUACAGCCGCGGAGAGAACGGUGGUGCAGGGUCCUGUCCAGCUGUACACAUGGGGAGGGAGGGCGACGAGGGAUGAGUCGGCAACGAGGAGAAGAGAAGGCGAGGUUGAGGGCUAUAAGACGUAAUGGGGUGUAAGACACGUUUGGGACGUACAAGGAUGCAUGCAUGGGCUCAUAACCGACUUACCUGACGCCCUUACCGCUGUGGCUUGCCUGAUGUAGUUCUGUCCGGACGCAACGGGGCUGUGUUGCGUCUUUUACGGCUAGUGGUGUGGCAGCAUGAGGCGAGUAUUAGUAAAUGCACAAUCGUAACUUUGACGCUAUUCCGUUGGUGGUGAGGAGGCUGGUAUCGUACCGUUAUAAAGACGCAGAAGGACGACGAUGCCGGUGACUAAAAACGGUAACAACAACUUGACAAUACAUAGUGCUGUCCUUAAAUGUUGAUCUUAGAUGCUUUGAUGCUUUGCUUUGGGCCGUUUGGGCUGUUGAUGUCUAGCGGCGCCCACGCACACGCAACACGACGGCAUGUGAGCAAGGGUAACAAGCUUGUGGACGGCCCUAAUAAGGAAAAGUUGGUAGGGCAUUUGAUUAAAUUUCAUGAUCGGCGUGAGAACGAGGGGCUCCGGCAGGGAGAGGAAGGGGACACAGGUUGAUGCAUGGUGCGUCUUGGAGUAGGGUUCAGCAUGUGGAGUGUGCAGGGCAGCAGGUGCCAGCAGGCGCGUGGGACGUGAUGGGACGUCGCGUGUGUGUGUGCUGCGGCUGCGUGCCAGGUGUGUUUUGUUGCGUGUCUUGGAUUGCCCAGCGGUUGGCUCCUUACAACAUGGAAGGCAUGGGGGGCUGACUGCCGUUGCGGCUGGUUGUGGUAGGGCGCGGGGUGUGCUGCAUGGGUUUUGUGGCUUGUGUGGCGCUCGUGGUAAGGGAGGCAAGGAGCCGUUCGCGUGUAAGGAGGGUUGACGAAAAGACUUGACAAACGCAUGCCAUUCUUAUGUUGUCUCUUUACAGGGAUAUAGCCAUUCCUGACUCGCUCACGAGUUAUGGUAGCCACACACUUACCGGUCGCCACACACUUACCGGUGGGUGUUCACUCGUAUUUAGGCAUCUUUAAAUGUGUUGUACCUUUCCAUGGGGAGUGUGCAAGAGGGAUUAACUGUGUUUAGGGGUGGGCGAUGAGCGGAUACCGGUAAGUCGUGCCGGCCGCUAGGGAGAAGGAGCGCCGUUUUUUGUGCGGUUGCGUGUGGCAGAAGCGCACAAUCUAACGGAGUGGAGAACACCGCCGUAAUGCUGUUGCUGUUGCUUCUACGGCCUGUUUGUAGUACCUAGAACCGGUAUAUACUACAUACCGGUAAGAGAUUGCUUUCGUGUGGCAGGCCACACUUUCUCAACGAUGUGCAUCUAAGAUAUAACCUUUGUUUCUUUCUCAGUUCCGCCGCCUAGUGCUCACGUGAUGUUGUCCUGCCCACCCUGUGUGCCCCUCACACUUGUGCGCCUUAGUUGCCCGCACCGAAGCAUACCCAACAACGGUUUCCGUCCUUACCGUUGUCGAGUCUUCUAAUCUUCUAUUCCGCUGUAACCUACUGUAACUGUAACUACCGGUGCCAGAA
This is a messenger RNA of Astrephomene gubernaculifera, 5801 nucleotides long. The record is from the annotation of a GenBank genome assembly. NCBI's taxonomy places the organism in Eukaryota, Viridiplantae, Chlorophyta, Chlorophyceae, Chlamydomonadales, Astrephomenaceae.